Serpula lacrymans var. lacrymans S7.9 is the source of this 446-nucleotide messenger RNA. RefSeq lists its product as uncharacterized. The transcript has 2 exons. Lineage: Eukaryota; Fungi; Basidiomycota; Agaricomycetes; Boletales; Serpulaceae. The record is from RefSeq and is a predicted model, not a curated record. The annotation marks the transcript as partial.
CCACUAACGCUGAACUGACUGCUUUAUAUUGCAGAUCGCAUGCAAUUCUCAGUGCAAGGAUACAUACAUUUCUUUUUGUUGGGACAGCCAAUGUCGGACCGCCGUCGCCACUGAGAGCACCACAGCGUAGUAUGUAAGCCGAUUCGCCGUUGCAAAAAGAGCAGUCUGGUAUCAGAACCUCAAAUGCCAUCGCAUCCCCUUGCAUUCUGCAACCCAAGCCCACCAGGAUGAAUGUGGAUUUCCAGGUUCCGUAUCACUGCCCCCAGCUAGCUCCAGUCCAAAUCCCUCGCUGGAGCUACAAUGGCGUACCACAGCUCGUGACUUUGCCUAAUGGAAUGUCCUCCGCAGAUGCUCAGGCUCUCAAAGAGAGCUUGGCUGUACUCGAGAUCGCAACUGUCCCAACAGAUAUUCAACGUUACGUCCGUCAGAUUGCCUUGUCUUGGGAA